AUGGCUGAAGGAAAUCAAGCCCGAUCUCUACUUGAUGCCGUUACCCAUGACCAAUUAACAGGAGCCUUGCAAACCCACAGUGCUUAUCAGACUGACUGGAACAACAGGACUGCUGCCCAGAUCCAGAAUUUGCAAACGGAUAUGUUGAAACUGCAGAGAAAUCAGGAGGAGAUGAAGCUCCAUGCCGAGACUCAAUUUCAGCGUAUUCAGGAUAUGAUCUCGGGAAUUCCUGGGUGCAAUACGCGGGGUAAGGAGAAAGAAACAAUUCCCCCGUUGCCCACUCAACCUCUCAUUUUCGGUGGAGGUGAAGGUUCCGGAGGAGGAGAGGGAAUUUUAAAACCGAAAUCAGUUCGGUUGGACUUUCCCCGAUUCGAUGGGGACGACCCAGAAACGUGGUGCUGCCGGGCAGAGCAAUUUUUUGAGCUCUACAAUACACCAGCCGAGCAACGGUUGUCUAUCACUUCCUUCCACAUGGACGGAAGAGCGUUAGUCUGGUUCAGGGAGAUGCGUGCCAGUAACUUGGUCACUACAUGGCCCGAAUUCAUUAGAUCCAUGCAGGUUCGUUUUGGUCGUGGGUCAUACGACGAUCCUAUGGAGAAGUUGUUGAAGCUGAAACAAGAAGGACCGCUGGAUGAUUAUAAAACGCAAUUCGACACCCUAGCCCUGAAGGUUCAAGACCUGCUGGAGUCACAUAAGUUGAGCUGUUUCCUUGGAGGCCUCAAGGAUGACAUUCGGCUACCGGUGCGAAUGUUCAAUCCCAAAACAUUGGUGGACGCCUACUCGUUAGCACGAAUGCAGGACGAAUGUUUGCAUAAUUUCAGGAGGUAUUCUAGACCUUCUUUUAAUUCUGGUAACUACCAACACUCUACCCAAGGACUAAGUGUUAAUCUGCCCGUUGGGUUUAGCAAACCUAAUCUGGUUCCAGGAUCAAUUCGGACCUCCUAUCCGAGUCAAUCCAAACAGAGUUUCCAUGCCCAAUCAGGGAGUGGCCCACCUGGCAAGGAGGGACUCAAACCGAGCCAAGCUCUGGUUCCGGUUCAAAAAAUCAUGCAGGCCCAGGCAGAGGAGAGGAGGCGCAAAGGGUUGUGCUAUUCCUACGACUCGAAGUGGACACGGGGACAUGUUUGUGCAAUACCGAAACUGUUUCUAAUAGAAGCAGUUACGGAAGAGGCAAGUGACCAAUCUAAAGACCUUGAUAAAGGUGAAGAAGACCCGGGUGAAUUUUUUUUAGAAGAAUUUUCGGAAAUAUCUUUGAAUGCCAUAACCGGGGCCCCCAGCCCGCGCACUAUGCGAAUUAUUGGAAUCUUGAAGCAUCACUCAAUAGUCAUCUUAAUCGACUCGGGAAGCACGCACAAUUUUGUAGAUACAAAAUUAGCGGCCUCGCUUGGUAUCCGGUCAUCGAUUCAAGAUGAAAUACAGGUGAAAAUUGCUAAUGGGGAUGAAGUUCCUAGUCCGGGACGUUGUAAGGAAGUGAAGGUUAAAAUGCAGGGGUAUACUUUUCGUACUGAACUGUUCUUCCUGCCAUUGGCGGGCUAUGAUGCAGUGUUGGGAAUUCAUUGGCUUCGAACAUUAGGGCCCAUUCUAUGGGAUUUCAAGGAACUAAAAAUGGAGUUCCAGUAUGAAGGAGUCCGCUGUCUGCUACAGGGGCUGAAGCAAGGUCCACCAGUGUGCCUAGAAGAGGGUGACAAUUUCCGGCUCCCUAAACAUGAACGGAAGGGUGUGGUUUUACAGUUGAUGGACAUCACCACAAAUGACUCACAGUCGAAAGGAAGCUCAGCCAAGACCAGCCAGCUGACUGUGCCACCACCGGUGGCCGAAGUCCUCCAACAAUUUGAAGAUGUUUUUCAAGAGCCCCAUGGACUACCUCCACGACGAGUACUUGAUCAUGCCAUUACCUUGCAGGAAGGGGCGCAGCCGGUUUCAGUUCGUCCAUACCGCUAUCCCUUUUACCAAAAGGAAGAAAUCGAGAGAAUAGUCCAAGAAUUGCUGCAAUCGGGAGUUAUUCAGCAUAGUCAUAGCCCAUUUUCCUCCCCGGUGCUGCUGGUGCGCAAAGCGGAUGGCACGUGGCGCAUGUGCAUGGACUACAGGGCUCUAAAUAAGGUAACCAUCAAAGACAAGUUCCCUAUUCCAGUAGUAGAUGAGCUUCUAGAUGAGCUUUGGGGAGCCAAAAUUUUUUCUAAGCUAGACUUACGCUCUGGCUACCAUCAAAUUAGGGUUGUAGAUUCAGACUUCCCUAGAACUGCCUUUCGCACUCAUGAGGGCCACUACGAGUUCUUAGUUAUGCCCUUCGGGCUAACUAAUGCUCCCUCCACAUUUCAGAACCUCAUAAACCAGAUAUUCCGCCCUUACUUGAGGAAAUUUAUUUUAGCCUUUUUUUAUGACAUCUUGAUUUAUAGUAAGGACCUCGACACCCACAUCACUCAUUUAUCCCUUGCACUGGACACCUUAAGGCGGAAUCAAUUAUUUGUUAAGUUGUCUAAGUGUCGGUUUGGGUGUUCAGAGGUGGACUAUUUGGGCCACAUUGUCUCGGCGCAGGGGGUCUCAGCUGAUCUGGGAAAAAUAAAGGCAAUGGUGGAUUGGCCUUUCCCUAAGACUCUUAAGGCACUGCGGGGUUUCCUAGGGUUGAUAGGUUACUACCGUAAAUUUAUAAAAGGGUAUGGGUCAAUAGCUGCACCUCUCACUUCUCUACUCAAAAAGAACUCUUUGGGUUGGACCCCUGCUGCUCAGGAGGCUUUUGAGGCUCUCAAACUGGCUGUUACUCAAGCCCCUGUCCUAGCUUUACCCAACUUCUCCCAACCCUUCUUAAUUGAAUGUGAUGCAAGUGGGGUGGGAAUUGGGGUUGUUCUCAUGCAGGACAACCGGCCUAUAGCUUUCCUUAGUCAAGCCCUCAAAGGAAAGGCUUUACACAUGUCCACUUACGAGAAGGAACUCUUUGCUUUGGUCACCGCUAUCCAAAAAUGGCGUCCCUACCUGCUGGGAAAACCCUUUGUGGUUCGGACUGACCAACAAAGUCUAAAAUUUCUGCUUGAGCAGAAGGUGGGCACCCCUUUUCAGCAGAGGUGGCUCACUAAACUCUUGGGGUACGACUUUAUAGUGGAAUAUAAGAAAGGAGUAGAGAACCGCGUUGCGGAUGCCCUAUCGAGGAGAGAGGUUGAUGCGGGUGAAGUAUCUUUAGCCUUACUCUCAAUUCCUCAUUGCAGCUGGGUGGAUGAUCUCAAAGCCCAAUAUCAAGAAGAUGAAAUACUUAAACCCUUGUUGGAAAAGUGGCAGCAGCAUGAGCUGGAUACCCAUAGGUUUUCUCUGCGGGAUGGUCUCCUUUUCUACAAAAACAGAAUUCUCCUAGGGGGGUCACCUACUUUGAAAGCUCAAGUUUUAUCGUAUGUGCAUAGUGAUCCCAUGGCCGGGCAUUCGGGGUAUGACAAGACCCUAUAG
This is a messenger RNA of Alnus glutinosa, 3432 nucleotides long. RefSeq lists its product as uncharacterized. Bases 1 to 3432 code for a protein of 1143 amino acids. NCBI's taxonomy places the organism in Eukaryota, Viridiplantae, Streptophyta, Magnoliopsida, Fagales, Betulaceae. The record is from RefSeq and is a predicted model, not a curated record. The transcript has a single exon.